Paramuricea clavata is the source of this 2172-nucleotide messenger RNA. The record is from the annotation of a GenBank genome assembly. Lineage: Eukaryota; Metazoa; Cnidaria; Anthozoa; Malacalcyonacea; Plexauridae.
UUUUUUACAUAGAAGGACAUAUACCGUAUGGUUAUUUAAAUCAGGCAUUUUUCAAGUCCUCAUGUUUGCGCGAUUGUUUUUCCCAAAAAAUUUUACUUUAAGUCGCGGUUCUGGUUUUCAGUUUAUUAAAACAAGAGCAAUGAAGUACCUCACACAAGACGAGGCUCAAAAAAUUGACCAAGAGUUGUUUAACGAGUUUGCAUUUAGUGUGGAUCAGCUUAUGGAGUUAGCUGGUCUUAGCGUCGCACUCGCCUUGACUAAAGCUUACCCAAUGCCUGCAGAGAAAUCCAGUCAUGUUUUAGUAUGUUGUGGUCCUGGAAACAAUGGCGGAGACGGCUUGGUUGCAGCUAGACAUUUGAAAAUGUUUGUAAGUGAAGUAUAGCAUGAUUAAUUACAUGCAUAAUUAGUUAAUUGGUUCAUUAGCAAUUUGAACGGUUAAUUGGAUCAUUAACUAUUUAAUUGCCCAAUUGUUGCAUAAUUAGAAUAGGUUGUAUCAAUACUGGAAUGUUGAUUUAAAUACAUGAUUUGUUAAUUACAACAGUAACUAUAAUUUUUUUUCUUUGUGUUUGACAUUUGUUUUGCCAUGUUAAUUAAACUAACAUGUAUUGCAUAUUAAUUUCAGGGCUACAGUCCAUCAGUAUUCUACCCUAAAAGAACAGAUAAACAAUUGUAUAAAAAUCUUGUGACUCAGUGUACACUUAUGGACAUACCACUUAUCACAGAGCUUCCCACUGCAUCAGACAUUGAUGCAAACUACAACUUCAUUGUUGAUGCAAUAUUCGGCUUUAGCUUCAAAGGAAACAUCCGAGAACCUUUUGGCACCAUCAUCAACACAUUGAAAGAUGUCAAGACUCCUUUAUGUUCAGUUGAUGUACCCUCAGGUAUCAAACUAUAUUUCAUGCUGAAGCUAUCCCCAACUCUAGCCUUUAAGGCCAAUUUACAUGACACAACUUUGGCUUAAGACUGUCGCAUGCAACCUGCUUACAACUUCAGUUGUCAUAGGUGAGUUGUGUGCAUGAUUUCCACAGUACAACUCAAGUUGUAAGCAGGUUGCAUGUGACAGUUUUAGGCAAAAGUUGUGUAGUGUAAAUCAGCCUUAAUACCAAGUUCUAAUCCCAAACCAGACACUAAUCUUAACCCUUACCCUAUUACUAAUCCCAACCCUAUAAAUCUCUAUCUCAACCCAAAUUCUAACCCUAACUCUUACCCCAACUGUUACCCUAACUGUCCCAGUCCUAACCAGAACACAACCCCCUACCUUCCUUCCUUUCUUUCUAGACUCUCCCCUCUUCUUUCAGGUUGGGAUGUAGAGAAAGGUGCUCCUGAUGGUCUUCAACCAGAUUUUCUCAUCUCACUCACAGCUCCAAAACUUUGUGCAAAGUUGUUUAAAGGACAACAUCACUAUAUAGGAGGAAGAUUUGUACCAAGAAUUCUGCAUGAGAAAUAUAAACUAGACUUGCCUGAUUACCCUGGAACCGAGUGCUGUGUUCGUGUCAGCAACUGACGUCUAUAUUGAAUCACUUGUUGUUGUUGUUGUUGUUGUUUACUAAACUACUAAAUAAGUAUUAAUGUACAUACUAAAUGUACAUGGAAACCAUAACAUAAUAGAAGUAACUUUAAAUGUAUGAAGUAUUUUGUUAUUGUGUUUAUUUUUUACCAAUUUUGUUUUCAACUAUCAAUGAUUUGAUGCAGAUGAAGGCAUUGACUAUUCUGAGAAAAAAAGCACCCAAAUGUUCCCAACUUUAUGUAUGCUUAGAUGCAAAUAUUGCUGGACCACAAUCAUUACUUCUUCACAGCCUGUUUGAUAGUGUCAAGUUUUAUUGGAAAUGCCACUCCAUUUUUCCACACAGCAACCGGCUGGAGCAAUUGCUUACAAGUUCUGAAGUGAUCUUCACAGUCUUCGAGCAUAAACUCACCCUUGUCCAACCUUAGAAUAGUGAUAUCUGCAAUCUUCCCUUUGCUUAACGAACCAAUCUGAUCACUCCAGCCAAUAGCAGUGGCUGCUUGUGAUGUCACUGCCUUAACGAUGUCAUACAAACUCAUCCCAAGAUGAAGAAAUUUUGACAUGACUGUGACGAGAUCAUACGCUGGUCCAUCAACACUUAACGAGUGUAGAUCUGUGCUAAUGAGAUCUGGGUAAAACCCUUCCUGAGAUGCAAUCUCAGACACCUU